Molecule: messenger RNA, 1542 nt
Organism: Mucor mucedo
Lineage: Eukaryota; Fungi; Mucoromycota; Mucoromycetes; Mucorales; Mucoraceae
Product: cytochrome P450
Exons: 7
Coding region: 1-1488 (495 amino acids)
Molecular function (GO): oxidoreductase activity, acting on paired donors, with incorporation or reduction of molecular oxygen; heme binding; iron ion binding
Source: RefSeq, a predicted model, not a curated record
AUGCUUGUACAAGAAAUUACACGUAAUCUACUCAUUAAAAGAUCUUCCAAAACAAAAUACACUUACUUGGGACUUUUAUUUUCGGUUUAUUUUAUUCUAUGGUUGUAUCGUUUCUUACGUGUCCCCCCUCACUUGAGACAUUUUCGAUCUGUUGGUUACUUCAAAUGGAUGUUGGCAUGUUUACGUAAAAAAAAACCUACACAACGUCUUGUAUUUCCCAAAAACGUGUCGACUAUUCAUAAAUUUUACUUGUCAAGGUUACCUUUGACAGACUGGAUUCUCUUUACUCUCGACCCAGAGGCAGUCAAAACCAUCUUGUCCAAAACAAGUGCCUUCUCUUUAAAUACGCAAACCAAUCCACUCUCUCGUUUACUUGUCCAGAACAGUCUUUUAUCUGUAAAUGCACGGAAAGAACAAAGAAAGAUCAUGGAUCCAGCAAUUGAAAGGAUAGCACCUGUUCAAUUAUUAGGAUCACUCGUUCAGAAAGUGUUUCGUGUAAUUGAACAAGAAACGAAUCAGACAGUGAAAAUAAUUGAUUUAAUGUACAGGCUUACUCUAGAUGCACUGGGUCAUACCGUGUUCAAUUUUGACUUUGAGUCGUUGGAUAAACCAAAAAAGAUAGAGUGGAUCCAAAUGUAUACAGACACUUCAUGUUCGAGACUCGACUGGCUUCUUCGACAUGUACCAUUCAAAAGAAGACGAUUUUUAAAAAGUGUCGAUCGUUUAAAUGAGUUAUUCUUAUCCGUCACUGAGAAAAGAAGACAGGAAAUUCACAGCAAGAAGUAUGACCCGAGACCUGACAAUGAGAAGGAUCUUUUGACUUUGGUUCUAGAGUCUGAAAUACGAGAAGAAGGGUGUAUUCAAAACGAAGAGAUCAAGUGUAAUUUAGCUUCUGUUUUUGUAAACGGACACGAAACCACAUCUCAUGCUUUAGGCUGUUGUUUGUAUUAUCUCGCUUAUGACAAGAUCAUUCAAAACAAAGCACGCCAGGAAGUUAUCCGCAUUCUCGGAGAUGAGAAAAAGGAUGUUAUACCCACUGUAGAGGAUUGUAAUUCCAUGGUAUAUUUAGACAUGCUGAUCAAAGAAAGCCUUCGUAGAUUUGGUAUGCCAUUGUUUACAAGUCCCCACCGAAUGGAACAAGAUACGUUCAUUGGUAAAGUACUUAUUCCUCAAGGUACGAGUGUCAGUAUUGAUCUACAUGCUUUGCAUCAUGACCCUCAAUUAUGGGAGGAACCUUAUAAGUUUAAUCCCGAGCGAUUUGCACCUGGAGGUGAAUAUGACCAGAUGGAGAAGGAAAAUGGAUAUACAUUUGUACCAUUUUGUCAUGGAGAUGGAAUGGAUCUAAGCAUGACAGAGCAAAGAGUGACUUUGGCUAUGAUGUUAAGAAAGUAUUUGAUUGAACUUCCGGUUGAUUCGAUCCACAAAGGUGGUGUUCAGAUAGACAUGACACCACAUACACUCUUACUUCAAUUCGACAAGAGAUAUUAAGAAGAAAAAAAAAAAUGAAGCCUUUUUUUUUUAUAUUUACAAAAUUUUAGCAAC